AUGAGUGUCGUUGGUGUCGAUUUCGGAACCCUCAAGACGGUGAUUGCCGUCGCCAGAAAUCGCGGCGUCGAUGUGAUCUCCAACGAGGUUUCCAACCGCGCCACGCCAUCUGUGGUUGGCUUCGGCCCCAAGUCGCGAUACCUCGGCGAGAGCGCCAAGACGCAAGAGAUCUCCAACCUGAAGAACACCGUCAGCGCCAUCAAGCGUCUUGCCGGUCGCUCUUUCAACGACCCCGAUGCCCAGAUCGAGCAGCAGUACAUCACCGCCCCUCUUGUCGAUGUUAACGGUCAGGUCGGCGUCGAGGUCAACUACCUCGGCAAGAAGGAGAGGUUCACCAACACCCAGCUGAUUGCCAUGUACCUGAGCAAGAUCAAGCAGACGACGCAAGCCGAGAUCAAGCUCCCCGUCUCUGACUUGGUAAUGAGCGUCCCCGCUUGGUUCACUGACAUCCAGCGCCGCGCUAUUAUCGAUGCCGCCGAGAUCGCCGGACUGAAGCUCCUUCGCCUUAUGAACGACACUACUGCUGCCGCUUUGGGCUGGGGUAUCACCAAGCUCGACCUCCCCGCUCCCGAGGAGAAGCCCCGCCGUGUGGCCUUCAUCGACAUUGGCCACAGCAACUACACUGCUUCCAUUGUCGAAUUCAAGAAGGGCGAGCUCGCCGUCAAGGGCACCGCCUUUGACCGCCACUUUGGUGGCCGUGACUUCGACAAGGCCCUCGUCGAGCACCUCGGCAAGGAGUUCAGCGGCAAGUACAAGAUUGACAUCCACUCCAACGGCCGGGCCAUGGCUCGCACCAUUGCCGCCGCCGAGAAGUGCAAGAAGAUUUUGUCUGCCAACCAGCAGGCCCCUGUCAACAUCGAGUCCAUCAUGAACGACGUCGACGUUGCCGCCAUGAUUACCCGCCAGGAGUUCGAGGCCAUGGUUGAGCCUCUGCUGGCCCGCGUCCACGUGCCUCUCGAGCAGGCUCUGGCCGAGGCCAAGCUGACCAAGGAUGAUAUCGACAUCAUUGAGGUCAUCGGCGGUGGCAGCCGUGUCCCCGCCCUCAAGGAGAGAAUCCAGGCUUUCUUCGGCAAGACCCUAUCCUUCACCCUGAACCAAGACGAGGCCAUUGCCCGUGGUGCCGCCUUCAGCUGCGCCAUCCUGUCCCCCGUCUUCCGAGUCCGCGAUUUCACUGUCCAGGAUAUCAUGAGCUACCCCAUCGAGUUCACCUGGGAGAAGGCUCCCGAUAUCCCCGAUGAAGACACCAGCCUGACCGUCUUUAACCGCGGCAACGUCCUGCCUUCUACCAAGAUCCUUACCUUCUACCGCAAGCAGCCCUUCGACCUCGAGGCUCGCUACGCCAAGCCUGAAGACCUUCCGGGCAAGAUCAACCCAUGGAUUGGUCGCUUUUCCGUCAAGGGCGUUAAGGCCGACGGCAAGGACGAUUUCAUGAUCUGCAAGCUCAAGGCGCGCGUCAAUAUCCAUGGUGUUCUCAACGUCGAGAGCGGCUAUUAUGUCGAGGACCAGGAGGUCGAGGAGGAGGUCAAGGAAGACGAGAACGGAGACAAGAAGGACCCUGAUGUGAGUUUUGAGGCGUCUCGUCAUGAAGUUUUGUUACCUACCGAGGUGGGCGAUGCCAUGAGGUCGCCGCCGAAACGUCGACGUCAUGACAUUGACCCUGAGCCUCGUUCUUACCCGCCCUGCGAGUUCGUCGAGGACGAAGAUGGGAUGCCGAAGCUAACGUAUGCACCCCUUAAGGCCAUGGAGACGGACAACAAGGACGAUACGCCCAAGAAGACCCGUAAGGUCAAGAAGCAGGUCCGCAAGGGCGACCUGCCCAUCGUCAGCGGCACCGCGUCCCUGUCCGAAACAGCGAGAACCUCGCUUUUCGAGAAGGAGUCUUCCAUGGUUAUGGAGGACAAGCUUGUUGCCGACACCGAGGAAAAGAAGAACGAGCUCGAGACCUACAUCUACGAUCUCCGCAACAAGCUCGACGACCAGUACGCUGAGUUUGCUAGUGAUGAGGAGAAGACCAAGAUUAAGGAGAAGCUUGAGCAGACCGAAGACUGGCUCUACGAUGAGGGUGAUGACACCACCAAGGCUGUCUACAUCGCCAAGAUCGACGAGAUCCGUGCUAUGGCCGGACCUAUUGUUCAACGCCACUUCGACAAGGUUGAGGAGGAGCGCCGCCUCGUUCAGGAGAGAGUAGACGCCGAGAAGGCUGCCAAGCGUGCCGAAGAGGAGGCCCGCAAAGCCGCCGAGGCAGAGAAGGCUCCCAAGGAUGAGGAGAUGACCGAUGCCGACGGCAACAAGCCCGAGGGUGAGCAGGCUGGUGAGGGCACAAAAUAG
This is a messenger RNA of Colletotrichum higginsianum IMI 349063, 2328 nucleotides long. RefSeq names its product Hsp70-like protein. Gene Ontology annotation, molecular function: ATP-dependent protein folding chaperone; ATP binding. The coding region runs from base 1 to 2328 and encodes 775 amino acids. The transcript has 5 exons. NCBI's taxonomy places the organism in Eukaryota, Fungi, Ascomycota, Sordariomycetes, Glomerellales, Glomerellaceae. The record is from RefSeq and is a predicted model, not a curated record. Gene Ontology annotation, cellular component: nucleus; cytosol. Gene Ontology annotation, biological process: protein folding.